AUGGACAACCUCGCCAAUCUCGCGUCGACGGUAGGGGACCGUUUUGUGACGAACCUGAAGGGUUCGUUCACCGACUUAACUUUGGAGAAAUUCAUUCGAAUCGUCAUUGUUGCCGGGGGCUACCUGCUGUUGAGGCCAUACCUGCUCAAGCUCGGCGGCCGCGCUCAGAUGCGAGCGCACGAGGAGGAAGCCGCCCGGGCAGACGCGGUAGCCAAGGCCAAGAUCUCGCCCAACGAGCUACGUGGGAGAGUCCAGAUACCGGACGACACCGACGACGAGGACGAGAGGGCGGCAGAGGCAUCCGGACCCGAGUGGGGAAAGAAGGCGAGAAGGAGACAGCGCGAGAUGAUCAGGAAGCUGCUCGAUGCCGAGGAACAGCGGCUGCGGGAAAGCCAGGAGGAAUUAGAGGACAAGGAUAUCGAGGAGUUCCUAGUAAAGGAAUGA
Thermothielavioides terrestris NRRL 8126 is the source of this 444-nucleotide messenger RNA. RefSeq lists its product as uncharacterized. The record is from RefSeq and is a predicted model, not a curated record. NCBI's taxonomy places the organism in Eukaryota, Fungi, Ascomycota, Sordariomycetes, Sordariales, Chaetomiaceae. The transcript is spliced from 2 exons. Bases 1 to 444 code for a protein of 147 amino acids. Gene Ontology annotation, biological process: protein transport.